UAAAACAAAAAAAGAAGGAGUCCUUCAAUUUCAAGUUGAUCCCAGCUUCCAACAGAUAUGGCUGCUACAAAAUUGAUCAACACCAAAGAACCAGUGUGUGUAACUGGUGCCAACGGUUUCAUCGGCUCAUGGGUAAUCAAGACCCUUUUAGACCAAGGCUACACCACAGUGCACGCUUCCAUUUUCCCGGGCUCUGACCCAUCUCACCUCUUUUCACUUCCUGGUGCCGCCGGCGACCGGUUGGUGGUGCACGAGGCCGAUCUUUUGGAUGCUGAAGCAAUGCGCAAAGCCAUUGAGGGAUGUGCCGGCGGGGGUGUUUUCCACGUGGCAUCUCCAUGCACACUUGAGGACCCGGUGGACCCGCAAAAGGAGCUGGUGGACCCGGCUGUCAAGGGUACUUUGAACGUACUGGCGGCGGCCAAAAUGUACAACGUGAGGAGGGUGGUGCUUACAUCGUCGAUUUCGGCUAUGGUGCCUAAUCCGGGAUGGCCCCGGAACAAGGUUUUUGAUGAGUCUUCUUGGACUGAUCUUGACUACUGCAUUGCUCGUCAGAAAUGGUACCCCGUGUCAAAGACACUAGCUGAAAAAGCUGCAUGGGAAUUUGCAGAGAUGAACAAAUUGGAUGUAGUUGCAAUCCUCCCAGGAGCAUGUCUUGGCCAACUUCUGCAACCUUGUUUAAAUGCAAGCUGUGCUGUUUUGCAGCAGCUGCUUCAGGGAUCAAAAGAUACACUGGAGUACCAUUGGCUGGGGGUUGUGCAUGUCAAGGAUGUGGCGAAGGCACAAACACUACUUUUUCAAACUCCUAAUGCUUCUGGGAGAUAUCUUUGCACUAAUGGUAUCUACCAGUUCAGUGAUUUUGCAGAUAGAGUCUCAAGACUUUUUCCUCAGUUUCCUAUUCACAGGUUCGAUGGUGAGACAGAUCCAGGUUUGGUGGCUUGCAAAGAUGCUGCAAGGAGAUUGAUCAAUCUUGGGAUUGUUUUUACACCCGUGGAAGAUGCUGUUCGGGAUACAGUGGAUAGCCUUAAAGCAAAAGGCUUCCUGGGACAGGAAAAUUGAUCAUCUUUACGUCUUUUUCCCGCUAAAACUUACAGCAUAUGCCAUCAUUCUUCUUUAAUUUUUGAAACUGUAAUAAAGUCAAUGAGCUGUUUUUCUUUUUGUUUAGCGAUGUAAUUAGUAUCCUUUACAGUUGUAUCGGUAUUAGGACCACCACAUAUUACACUGAACCAACUUGAUUGUUAAAGAUGCAAUAUAUUUACAGAGAAAUGAGUAGGCAGCCUUUUUUUUUUU
Messenger RNA from Coffea eugenioides, 1287 nucleotides. RefSeq names its product cinnamoyl-CoA reductase 1. NCBI's taxonomy places the organism in Eukaryota, Viridiplantae, Streptophyta, Magnoliopsida, Gentianales, Rubiaceae. The record is from RefSeq and is a predicted model, not a curated record. The coding region runs from base 58 to 1056 and encodes 332 amino acids. The transcript is spliced from 3 exons. Gene Ontology annotation, molecular function: oxidoreductase activity, acting on the CH-OH group of donors, NAD or NADP as acceptor.